Molecule: messenger RNA, 5147 nt
Organism: Osmerus eperlanus (European smelt)
Lineage: Eukaryota; Metazoa; Chordata; Actinopteri; Osmeriformes; Osmeridae
Product: serine/threonine-protein kinase PAK 3
Exons: 16
Coding region: 239-1957 (572 amino acids)
Biological process (GO): protein phosphorylation; regulation of axonogenesis; regulation of MAPK cascade
Cellular component (GO): cytoplasm
Molecular function (GO): protein serine/threonine kinase activity; ATP binding
Source: RefSeq, a predicted model, not a curated record
GGGUGGAUGACAUCAUGGGCUAGGGAACAGCGAGCAGCCAGUGAAGCAUCCAGCCUACCGAGCAAGCCUGAGUUUGGGGUCAGGAACCGGUCUGACAAGAGAAUGGCAAUCCUGCCUGUAAACUGUCAAUAGGACUGCACAUUUGAGGAUGAACCUACCAGAAUACUGGAUCCAAAGGCGACACACCAAGAAAGAUAAUGUCAAGACAUAUUUCAGGACAUUGUGAGUGCUACUAAAGAUGUCCGAUAGUGUCGAUAUUGAAGAGAAACCACCAGCCCCCCCCUUGAGAAUGAACAGUAGUUCCCGAGACUCUUCGUUGUUGAAUCACGCCUCCAAACCACUCCCAAUGGCUCCCGAAGAGAAGAACAAGAAGGUCCGCCUGCGCUCCAUCUUCCCUGGGGGAGACAAAACAAACAAGAAGAAGGAAAAGGAACGUCCAGAGAUAUCCCUGCCCUCCGACUUUGAGCACACUAUCCAUGUGGGCUUUGAUGCUGUAACAGGAGAGUUCACUGGCAUUCCGGAGCAGUGGGCGAGACUCCUCCAGACCUCCAACAUCACCAAGCUGGAGCAAAAGAAGAACCCUCAGGCCGUCCUGGAUGUUCUCAAGUUCUACGACUCCAAAGAGACCGUCAACAACCAGAAGUACAUGAGCUUCACGUCUGGAGACAAAUCAGCACAUGGAUACAUAGCUGCCAACACUCUGAACCGACUGCUGUCGUCUGGGCCUCCUGUCAGCCUUAGAACCUGCAGCGCAUUAUUUGACAAGGGUGCCAAGACCUCGUCAUCGGAGCCCCCAAUAGCCCCGCCUGUGUCGGAGGAGGAGGAUGAGGAGGAGGAAGAGGAGGAGGAGGAGGAGGAUGAUGACGAUGAACCACCACCCGUCAUUGCACCGAGACCCGAGCACACUAAAUCUAUCUACACACGCUCCGUCAUGGAGCCCACCAAGCCUCCCACCCCCGUGAAGGAGGUCACCACCCCUCCAGAGUCCCAGGUCCAGCCGGACAACACGUCCAGCACCUUGUACCGCCACACCGACCGGCAGAGGAAGAAGUCCAAGAUGACGGAUGAGGAGAUUCUGGAGCGACUGAGGAGCAUUGUGAGUGUUGGGGACCCCAAAAAGAAGUACACUCGCUUUGAGAAAAUAGGACAGGGAGCCUCUGGGACUGUGUACACAGCCAUCGACAUUGCCACCGGCCAGGAAGUGGCCAUAAAGCAGAUGAACCUGCAGCAGCAGCCUAAGAAGGAACUCAUCAUAAAUGAGAUCCUGGUGAUGAGGGAAAACAAGAACCCCAACAUAGUCAACUACCUGGACAGUUACCUGGUAGGAGAUGAGUUGUGGGUGGUGAUGGAGUAUUUGGCCGGAGGUUCUCUGACUGACGUGGUGACCGAGACCUGCAUGGACGAGGGCCAGAUCGCUGCUGUCUGCAGAGAGUGUCUGCAAGCGCUGGACUUCCUCCACUCAAACCAGGUGAUCCACAGAGACAUCAAGAGCGACAACAUCCUUCUGGGGAUGGACGGCUCCGUCAAGCUGACGGACUUUGGCUUCUGCGCCCAAAUCACCCCGGAGCAGAACAAGCGCAGCACCAUGGUGGGAACGCCCUACUGGAUGGCUCCAGAGGUGGUGACUCGCAAGGCCUACGGGCCCAAGGUGGACAUCUGGUCCCUGGGCAUCAUGGCCAUUGAGAUGGUGGAGGGAGAACCUCCAUACCUCAACGAGAACCCCCUCAGGGCUCUGUACCUGAUAGCCACCAACGGCACGCCAGAGCUCCAGAACCCGGAGAGGCUGUCGUCUGUGUUCAGGGACUUCCUCAACCGCUGCCUGGAGAUGGACGUGGACCGCAGAGGCGCGGCCAAGGAGCUCCUCCAGCAUUCCUUCCUGAAGUUAGCCAAGCCCCUCUCCAGUCUGACCCCCCUGAUUGUAGCAGCAAAGGAAGCCAUUAAGAACAGCAGCCGCUAGGGGGCGCCGUGUGGCCACACACAUACACACACACACACGGCGCUGUCUCCCUGGUGUGUGGGGUUUGAGUGAUGUGUCCCAGCUCGAGGACGGACACCUGCAUCAUGCUGAGGAUUGACAAACCACAUCCAGGCAGGAGCCGGCUCCACCUGCUCCUCCUGUCCUCCUCCUGUCCUCCUCCUGUACUCACGGAGCAGUUAGUCAGAAAUGCGCGAGCGCGCACCUGGCGCGUGUGUGUGUUUGUGUGCGGUUCCCGAAGAGAAAAAAAAGAAAGAAAAAAAGACAAAGGAAAAAUUACGAAAAAACUACUUUUUUUUUCAGGAAUGACAGAGCAAGAGAGAGAAGCAGGGAGAACAGCGGCAUUAGGAGCUUGUAUUUUCUUCACUGUCCAGCUUGUCUCUCUUCUCCUCCAGCCCCUUCUAGAAGACACAACCAGGCCACACACCUGCAGUGACCAAUAGACAUGAGACAUACUCUGGGCCUCUGGAACCACCUGCAUGACUUUGGCUCUGUAUAACCAAUCCGCUCAUCCUUUGCAGACGAUCCUGUGUGUGUGUGUGUGUAUGUGUGUGUGUGUGUGCGUUUGUGUGCGUUUGUGUUUUUUUGCUGGGGGUAUUAAUAUAAGAAAAGUAGGAAUGUAGAGAGGUAGCGAAUAUCCAUCACAGCCAUAUGGAUUUUGCACUCCUGGGUGGAAGUUCCCAGACAGCCUACAACUGAGAGGUUGACAGAGAUUGGCUGCAUUGGGGCUGCAGUGCAGGCUAUCUAUCACCACUGCCUUUCUGUUGGAGCUCUGGGCUAGGAGUCAAGAUUCAAAGUCAAAACUUAAAGGUCAAAUUUUUAAGAAUAGUUUUUAAUAAUUAAGUUUAGAAAAUGAAGGCCCAUGUCGUGUGAUAGGCAUCGUUCAAGACUUCAGAUUAGGUAGUAAUGAACCCCGUCUGUAUUCAGUCAGACAGUUGACAUUGAGGGGAUGUAGAACAGCUCCAUUGUGUUCGUGUUAUAUGGGGAUUGUCGGCCAACAACGGUCUUGAGAAAAUUGUACGUUUUGUCUUCUCUGUCAGUGUUUGCCAAUAUCACCACUUGUUUUACAUCUGAGCCUUACUUUUGCAUGUUUUAUCGGAGUCCUGUCAUUUUUCCUCUAUGUGUCUAUGGCAGAUUCCUUUAGUGUUUAGUGUGUUAAGCCAUCUGUUCAAAUGAUCUCUCUCCUUGAGUGAGUCCACAAAGUCCUCUGUUGCUCAGUCCAUGCAGGGUGUACAGUUAGUUAAUAUGGUGUCUUUGUCAGCAUACCUCUCCCCCCCCCCCAGCAAAGGAUGCUGCUUCCAUUGAUACUCCAGUGUCUUCAUGUUGCAAAAACUGUUUCCUGUACUGUGUUUGGGAGUGUGGUCGAAUUUGUUCUACGUGUGUUCCUGUGAGUUUUGCGGAUGUUUGGCAAGUUGAGGAAGGUGGCUAUAUAAAUAAUUUGCCCAGGGUUAGGUUUUUAAAUCACUGAGUGCCAUUUUAUGAUUGUAACUCGUCUUAAAGACUAUUUAAAACCAUAGAGCUUUCCAGAGGAAAGCUAUUCUUUUCACUCUGCGCCUGUCUGCCCAUAUCAAAAAUAGUUCUAAAAAUAUAUAUAUUUCUUUCAUUGUUUCUUUGUCUCCCUCUUUCUCUCUAGUUCUUUCUAUCUAGUUAUUCCUCUCUCUCUUUUAUCUCUCUCUCUCUUUCUCUCUGUAUAUAACUGUGUCUCAAUGACUGUAUUUAGUAAUUUAGUCAUGCUUGUCCCUGUGGUAUCCUGUCCUGGUUCAUGUUGCCACAUGGGACCCAGGUCAGAGAGACACGUGGGCAGGAGACAGGACUCCCUGUGUUGGGUGUGACGAGUGUCUGAGUGGUAGUUCCAGCAGCCCCUUGUCUCUGGUCGUCCUGUGGUGUUCCUGACUGCUGAUGUUAUGAAGCCAUCCACUGGCUCUGGAGUUGAACUCUGGAACUCUCCAGUUCUAUCCCCGGUAGAUGGCGCGUCUGCAUGUCUGAGUGACAGUGCGGUAUGGGUCGUGUUAUUGAUUUGAUCGCGUGUAGGGUGAAUGUGUGGUGUGUGUUUAUUCUUUGAUCGUGUGCGUGCAUGCAUGUGUGAGCGUGUGUGAGUGUGUGUGUGUGUGUGUGGGUGUGCGUGUGUGAGGGAGAGAGCUACGUCAGUCUGCACUAGAUGCCUCACUCCUGUUUUCCAGCUUGACUGAAAGGUAUAGGCUAGCUAGCAGCUCAGUUAUAUGCUCUUUGUGUUACCGUGCAGGAUGGAGGGCAGACUGGGAAUGUCCACUUCAAGGAGGAUGUGACAGAUUUCAUGCAUGGGAAUAUGUUAUUUCAUCUCCAAAUAGCUAACAUUGUUAGGAUAUGUGUGUAUGUAUGUAAAUAUGAAAAGGUAAAAAUGCCCUUUUUUCAGAAAUGCUUAACUUAAAUGACCAUAUUCAGGUUGCUCUAUGGUACAGUAUGUAUUUGUAAAUGUUUUGCACCCUGAAAAACGGAAAAAUAAAUAGGAUCACAGUCUCCUCACCUCUGGAUGGAACUUUCCUGCUUGGGAUUAUCAGACACUCAUCCCUCUGGACAGAGAGUCAGUGAAUGCAGCCCUCUGUGUCCAGGCCACACAGUCCGUCCAGAGCACACCUGCUCUGUCCCCCCCUCCCCUAAAUCCUCCCCGCAGGUCUGGUCCAGGCCCCAGGAGCAAGGGCCUCUCCUCCAUCUACAGGCCUCAACUGAACUAUGAGCACAAAGAUGAACUCUGGGACAGCCGCAGUUCGCUGGCUGGAUACCCCUCUCCGGUCUCCCCUGUACCUUCCUUCUGAAUGUGUAAACCUGUACAAGUGGUGUGAAAAUUCCUCUAUUAAUGUGUAUCAAGAGAACAUUGGAAGAAAGACAAAAAAAUGGUUUCUUUUUAAAUUAUUACUAUAAUUAUUCUUCUUCUUCUCUGGGUUUGUAAACUGCUGAACCGUCUUUGGAUAGUCAGCAGCUCUUCCCCAUCUCUGGAAAAGGAGGAGGUAAACGCGACGGGGGUGAAAUGAUUUUGGAUACGCUAUUUUUAAUUGUGGUUGAAGCAAUAGACUUUUUGAACUAUGAAUUGUGCAUGGCUGUGUCUUGAGUGUAAAACAACAAAAAAACGGCAGUUUGGAAACUGGACUGAAAUUAAAAAAAAAUGAAAAAGGAGCAGUGUUUUCACUAAGUAGGC